AUGGCCGACAACAAGGUGAUGAAGAACAACCUGCAGGCUGCUGCUGCUUCGCUGCCGACGGUGUCCAAGGACAAGGAGAAGGUGUCGCCUCCACCUGUCGCUGUCCCGGUCCUACUCAUCAUGGUCUGGGUGUGGGCCCUCAUCAGCGCCGUCGUCUUCGCCGCCUCCGACAUCGCCACACUCCUCCUCAACCGCACCCCCUGCACCAAGUCGACGUGGCUGUUCCGGUGCGUGGCGCUGACCGAAGCGGCGGCCGCGGAGCUGAGCUUCCUGCUGUACGGGCAGCUGUUGUGCAGCGCGGCCGUGGUGCUGGCGGCGCCGCUGCACAUGGUGCUGACGACGAGGACGAGCACCACGAGCCGCUGGACGCCCGCCGUCGACGCCCUGGCCUGGGUAGCGCUGGCGGCCACGGCGGGCAUGCACUACACUGUGGUUGCCUCCGACCGCAUCUUCCUCGCCGCCGACCCCGGGGACACGGACAUCAUCGUCGACGUUGUGUUCGCCUCGGUUUGCCUCGCGGUGAACCUGCUCGUCGCCGGCUUCCUCCUUUGCUGCUCCCCUCGCCGCCUAGAGCUGGGCGAGCAUCAGGGCGACGACGACAGAGAGGUCUAG
Miscanthus lutarioriparius is the source of this 612-nucleotide messenger RNA. The record is from the annotation of a GenBank genome assembly. NCBI's taxonomy places the organism in Eukaryota, Viridiplantae, Streptophyta, Magnoliopsida, Poales, Poaceae.